This is a messenger RNA of Solea senegalensis (Senegalese sole), 2291 nucleotides long. RefSeq names its product cGMP-dependent protein kinase 2-like. Lineage: Eukaryota; Metazoa; Chordata; Actinopteri; Pleuronectiformes; Soleidae. Gene Ontology annotation, biological process: protein phosphorylation. The transcript is spliced from 17 exons. Gene Ontology annotation, molecular function: cGMP-dependent protein kinase activity; ATP binding. Bases 1 to 1512 code for a protein of 503 amino acids. The record is from RefSeq and is a predicted model, not a curated record.
AUGAUUCUGGACUUUGAAUUCACUGCAGAACUUCAUGCAAAGACCGUGGUGCGUCUGUGGUGUAUGGAGCGACAGACCUACAGGACGAUCAUCACCAACAAAUCCAAGAAGAGACGAGAGCAGCUCAUGGGCUUCCUGAAAACGUCUCAUACUCUGAAGGACCUGAAUGAUGCCCAGUUGUCCAAGAUCAUUGAUUCCAUGGAGGAGGUGAAAUACCAAGACAAAGACGUAAUAGUACGAGAAGGAACAGAAGCAAACACAUUCUACAUCAUCCUGAAAGGAGAGGUCCUGGUGACUAAGAAAGUACACGGGCACCAAAAGCAGAUUCGCAGGAUGGGGAAAGGGGAGCAUUUCGGGGAACAGGCCCUCAUACGUGAAGUUUUGAGAACGGCCACCUGCACUGCUGACGGCCCCGUUACUUGCUUCUCCAUUGACAAGGAGGUUUUUGAAGAGACAAUCCCCAUCGAACACCUGGAGCUGUUUGACGACACCAAAGUGCUGCAAGAGGUUCCUCAAAAGUCAAGUCCGCCAUCCACUCUGAAGUUUAAGGAUCUGGUUCCCAUGCUGUACCAGGAAGGUCGCUACCAAGGAGAUCCCGUCACACUUGGAGUCGGAGGGUUUGGUCGUGUUGCGCUGAUGACCACAGUGAACCAUGGGAAAUAUUACGCGGUGAAGCGAGUCAGCAAAAAGCACAUUGUUGCCAAGAGACAAGAGGAGCACAUGCUGUUUGAGAAGAAGAUCCUCAAAGCCCUCCAGUGUGACUUCAUUGUCAGGCUUCAUGCAGCGUUCAAAGACACACGAUACAUCUACAUGGUCAUGGAGUUCUGUGGUGGAGGAGAGAUCUGGACCAAACUCAAAGAAGUAGGGCGCUUCGACGAGCCCAUCGCUGUGUUCUGCACCGCCUGUGUGGUGGAGGCCUACGCUUACCUCCAUAAGAAGAACAUCAUGUACAGAGACCUGAAGCCUGAGAACUUGAUGCUGGACGUGAAGGGCUACGUCAAACUAGUGGACUUUGGAUUUGCUAAGGAGAUGGUGCGUGGUGACAAAACCUAUUCAUUUGUCGGUACGCCCGAGUACAUGGCCCCGGAGAUCAUCAAGAACCAGGGACAUGACUUUGCAGUUGACUUUUGGUCCCUUGGAAUCCUGAUUUUCGAGCUACUGGUGGGAAGUCCUCCCUUUUCAAGCUCAGAGCCUCAGAAGAUUUACGCCAAAAUACUGGAUGGAGACAUCAAGUAUCCACCUUACCUGAGUGAAGCAGCCAAGUCCAUUAUUAAUAAGCUGAGCAGACCUCGGCCAGGUCAGAGGUUAGGAAACACCAAAAAUGGAAUCAAAGACAUCCGGCAUCACAGGUGGUUUGGCAAUAUGAACUGGCACAAACUGCGAGUGGGUCAAGUCGACGCCCCCACAGUCCGACUUAUACGCAAGGGCCCCUGCUACAUCAACUUUGAUCGUUUCCCUCCGGACCUGACCAAGGCAGACGAGGAGUUCUCUGGCUGGGAUCGUGAAUUCUGAACGUGACGUCAGAGUUUAAAAGGAUCAAAGGGAAGAAGAAGAAGAAGCUCAAUACUGAAAAAGAAAUAGCAUAACAUUAUUGGAGAGAAGAAGUAAUGGCUGAUUAAAUCCAGACGUCAGUAAUGCAACAUUAUGAACAGCAUCUGCUGUGAGACACCAACUGAAAAAAACCACAACCCAUGUCCAAUACUAAUUAGAUUUUUUUGGAACUGGAGAAUGUGUUUUUUUUAAGCUCCAUUAUUUCACUGCAGUCAGGCAAAGGACCAAAAAAUGUGUUGUUCUGUGGAAGAAAAUGUGGACAUUCUGUUUCCAGACUUCCAGAGAGAUUUGCUGCCGGAUGAACAAGUGUCGCUAACGUCAUCCAACACAACACUCGCCACUGAUUACAAUAAAACAUUCAUCCAAGUGUUCAGCAAAGAAUAAAAAGGCUGUGGUCCAACAUGUGCCAUUGCAGAAGAUUUAGCUUAAAAUUUUAAGCCAUAUCUAGUGUUCCUUAAAGUUUAUUGUCCUAUUGGACGUUCGUUUUAGAGAUAAAAAAUGCUUUAGUGUUGUUCAAGUUGUAUAUUAUUGUAAACUGUAAUUUUCUUAUUUGAGUUUUUCCUCCCCCUGUGUUCUUGUAAGAACGCUGCCUCCUUUUGUGAGCAGAUUAUAUUCAAACUAAUUUAAAAAAAAUUGUCCAGAACGUCAUGACAAACACGACUCUUGUUUAGUAAAUAAAAUGCUCUCGUGGCGCAACGCUGUGUGUUUCCCACUCCUGCCGUCACUGCAUUACAAUCAAA